Oncorhynchus masou masou (cherry salmon) is the source of this 4611-nucleotide messenger RNA. Its product is annotated as EH domain-binding protein 1-like. The coding region runs from base 730 to 4596 and encodes 1288 amino acids. The transcript is spliced from 25 exons. The record is from RefSeq and is a predicted model, not a curated record. Gene Ontology annotation, molecular function: protein binding. Gene Ontology annotation, biological process: actin cytoskeleton organization. NCBI's taxonomy places the organism in Eukaryota, Metazoa, Chordata, Actinopteri, Salmoniformes, Salmonidae. Gene Ontology annotation, cellular component: microtubule organizing center; filamentous actin.
UCCUCCAGGGUAGGAAAACAUUACGGACGGUGAGUGUGGACCGUGUCAGGAAAAAUAGCUUCUUGGAAUUUUUUUUACUCCAGGGUUGGAAUACUUUUUUGUGGUGGUGGGGGGGUCUACAUGAUUUGUUACAAGCACAAAUCCAUGUAUCUGUCGUCUUGGAAUUGAGUUGUAGUAAUCUUCACGGAGCUUGUCUUCUCACCUGGGAGGACGCCGAGUCCCGUCAGCUGGCGGUCGGGAUAACUAUUUCCGCCGUGUUGUUCGUGGUAUGACGGCUAGCUGAUAGCUGGGACCGCUGCAAUGCUAGGUGGUAAUGAGCCAGAUCACUUUUUUUUAGCUGAAACAGUUUAAGUGGAUAUUAAAAGGUUGUUCGAGACAAAGGAUAAGGAAUACCUGGUUUUUGUAUGAUUCUGGAACGGUAUUCUUCACUACAGUUACCAGCAUGCACAGCGGCAGAUGUGACAGCCCCAGAGGCAGAGAUUCCACAAGCCUUCAAUGUGUUUGUUCUGGAUGUUUUUGAAGGCAUGUCUCCACCACCGCUGACUUUGGAUUGUCCCCCAUUUUCUAUUUUUCGGAUCAAAUAUUAACUAUGUGUCGACGCAGCAGCUUGGCUUUGUUUUGGAUACAUUUAACACUUUGAAGUGAGUCGGACUGGGAAAAUCGACAAAAAGGAAACGCCAGCACGGGGACAAGUCAAACAUAAAGGAUCCUUUCCCCUAAAGAAAUAUCAUGGCAUCUGUGUGGAAAAGAUUACAACGUGUGGGGAAACAUGCCUCCAAGUUUCAGUUCGUGGCUUCCUAUCAGGAGUUGGUGGUGGAGUCCACCAAGAAAUGGCAACCAGACAAGCUGGUGGUGGUGUGGACUCGCAGGAGCCGACGGAAAUCCUCCAAGGCUCACAGUUGGCAGCCAGGCAUCAAGAACCCCUACCGAGGAGUGGUGGUGUGGCCUGUCCCGGAAAACGUAGAAAUCUCUGUCACACUCUUCAAGGACCCCCACGCAGAGGAGUUUGAAGACAAGGAGUGGACGUUUGUCAUAGAAAAUGAGUCUCCGUCAGGUCGUAGAAAGGCUUUGGCAAGCAGCAGCAUCAACAUGAAGCAGUAUGCCAGCCCCAUGCCCACACAGACUGACGUCAAGCUCAAGUUCAAGCCCCUCUCCAAGAAGGUGGUGUCUGCCACGCUACAGUUCUCCCUCUCCUGCAUCUUCCUCCGUGAGGGCAAGGCCACUGACGAGGACAUGCAGAGCCUGGCCAGCCUGAUGAGUAUGAAGCAGGCUGAUAUCGGCAACCUGGAUGACUUUGAGGAGGAGGACGAGGAGAACGAGGAGAACAGGGCCAACCAGGAGGAGAAGGCUGCUAAGAUCACAGAGCUGAUCAGUAAGCUCAACUUCCUGGAGGAGGAUCAGGACACGCCCCCUGCCCUCUGCUCCAAUCCCUUCGAUGAUCCGGCUGAUGAUGUUGAUGACCCCUCCCACCUGGAACACACCAAUCACUUCAACCCGUUCGGUGAUGAUGAUGAGGACCCCCUCCCUGCCCCCUCCCUCACCCUCCGACAGGACCCAGAGGCCUACUAUGUCCAGGAGCCCUCCAACCCCUUCGACGAGGACGAAGUCAACACACACUCGCACACAGAGUACAACCCGUUUGACGAGCCAGACCAGGACCCAGACCUAGUCCGGCAGCCGGAGGCUCCCAAACCCAGGGGGAGGAAGGGGGUCAGGCCGGUGGAUAUGAGCAAGUACCUGUAUGCUGACACCAACCCACCACCAGAGGACCAACUGGAUGAAUCCAACCCGUUCUACGAGCCCCGGACCUCCAGCCCAUCCCAACCCUCCGGGGGCCCCUCUCCAGACUUCAGUAACCAGAAGAGGAGAGCCCCGCUACCUCCCAGACCUCCAGGCCCCAGCCCCUCGGCCCCCAACACCUCCAGGGAGGGGGCAGAGAGGGAGAGAUUCAUGCCCAGUGGACCCAGUGCCGUGGUAGCUGUGGUGGGGCGAGAGCUGGCCUUCUCCUCCCCUAAGCCCAGUCCUAUCCCGAGCCCAGUGCUUGGUGGGAAGCCCAACGCUAGCCAAUCUCUGCUCGCCUGGUGCCGUGAGGUCACAAAGAAUUACCGCGGAGUCAAGAUCACCAACUUCACCACGUCCUGGAGGAACGGCCUGGCAUUCUGCGCCCUUCUCCAUCACUUCAGACCUGAUUACAUAGACUACAAGACCCUCAAUCCUCAGGAUAUUAAGGAAAACAACAAAAAGGCCUAUGAUGUUUUUGCCAACCUGGGCAUCAGUCGUCUGUUGGAGCCAUCUGACAUGGUUCUGCUGGCCAUCCCUGACAAGCUGACCGUCAUGACGUACCUCUACCAGAUCAGAGCCCAGAUCAGAGCCCACUUCAGUGGAGAGGAGCACAUACAAGGGUCCCCUGAGAUAAUGUCCCUGUGUGAGGUCAUCAGGGUCCCUGAGAUAAUGUCCCCGUGUGAGGUCAUCAGGGUCUCUGAGAUAAUGUCCCUGUGUGAUGUCAUCAGGGUCUCUGAGAUAAUGUCCCCGUGGUCCCCUGAGAUAAUGUCCCCGUGUGAGGUCAUCAGGAUUUCUGAGAUAAUGUCCCUGUGUGAUGUCAUCAGGGUCUCUGAGAUAAUGGCCCCGUGUGAUGUCAUCAGGGUGGGAGACUUCGAGACAGACACCAACGCCUCCAUCGGCCAGGACAAGUUCUAUGCCGAGCUAAACGUCAGUGACGCUAAUGCCCAGACUACUGGAUCCAGUGGGGACGUUAGCAUCGGAGCUAACGGCGCUAGCGCCACCAAUGGAGCCGCGGGGAAAGAGGAGGAGGAGAUGGAGGUGGUGAGGAAGAGUGAGACUGUGUCUUUCUCCCUCCCUGACUUUGGGGUGUCCCCCUCCUCUCCCAGCUCGCCCCCCCUCCCCUUGCCCCGUGCGGCUCUACCCCCCACCGCCACAGAGUCCUCCCACCCCAGAGCCGCGCCUCGCUCCCUUGCCACCACGCCUCUAGGAGACGAUCGCCGUCAACUACAACUACCCCUGAAGGCAGUCACCCUGGACCUGAGUCAGCUCCCUCUGAGGACGGAGAGAGGGAUGGAGAGAGGGAUGGAGAGAGGGACGGAGAGAGGGAUAGAGAGAGGGAUGGAGAGAGGGAUGGAGAGAGGGACGGAGAGAGGGACGGAGAGAGGGACGGAGAGAGGGACCGAGAGAGGGACGGAGAGAGGGACGGAGAGAGGGAUGGAGAGGGUGACGGAGAGAGGGACGAGGGAGCAGGAAGGGAUGAGGGAUGGAGCCCCGGACAACGGGGCCCUCGAUUCAGGGUCCCCUACACGGCAAGGAACCUCGGGCACCCCAGGGGCCUCGUCUCCCUCCUCCCACAAGCUGGGCUUCUCCUACAACCGUGAUGCUGACCUCAUCAAGAAGAAGAGGGCCAGCCUCCGUCACUCUGAGUCUGAGACCGCCUCCGACUGCAGCAACCCCACCCCUAACAACCACGCUGACACGCCCACUAAACAGGAGCCAACGCCCGUCCCCAGCUCCCCAGUGGAAAAGAAGGUGCAGUCUCGGCAGGAGGAGCUGAAGGAAAGAGCCAGGCUUCUCCUGGAGCAGGCCCGGCGGGAUGCUGCCAUGAAGGCCGGCAGCAAGCACACAGCCAGUUCAACUAACUCAGUCCCAGUUAAAACACCACAAGUCACUGACGAGAGAGACGUGGAGCGCCGGAGACAGCUGAGGGAGAGGGCCAGACAGCUCAUCGCCGAGGCUCGCUCUGGGGUCAAGAUCACAGAGAUGCCCCUUUAUGACACGACCGCUGACCGAGGGAGAGGCAAAACCACCCCUACUGGAGAUGUGUUGGAUGGAGAUGCAGGUGAUAAUAAUGGGGGUGAGGAGGAGGAGGGGGGGAGAGAUGAGGAAGAUCACCAUGAUGAAACUGUGACAGAGGCUACUGCGGUAGAUACUAGCCCUCCUGGGGCCCCUCCGACCUCCUCCACCAUCCAGGGGCAUCAGGAGUCUACUAACCCCAGCUCUGAGCUAACCUUUCUGGGUGUGAACAGUAAACACAUGGACUUGAAGCUGAAGAUGAUGGAGGUUCGACCUGGAGGACCCAACUCUUCCUCCUCUCCUUCAUCCUCCUCUUCCUCUCCCUCCUUCUCCUCAUCCACCUCGCCACUCAGCCCCACAGAGAACAAUGCAGAGCGUCUGCGCAGGGCGACAGAGAGACUGCGUGGUCCUGUAGUCUUCAGCCAGGAGCCAGCUGUCAGGAAAACACAGCUGAGGUCCUUCAGCCAGUAUGUGGAGGUCAGGCCAGAGGUAAAGCGUCAGAGAUCAGUACCAGAGGAUCAGAGACGGACGGGCGAGGAGAGAGGACUGGCACCAGACACCGAUGCUCGCAAGCCUUAUGAAGAUGAAAAGGCGUUCAAAGACACCAGUCAGUACGUGGUCGGGGAGCUGUCUGCUCUGGAGAGCGAGCAGCGCCACAUCGACGCCCGGGCGGCGCGCGUGGAGAAGAGGCUACGCUAUCUCAUGGACACAGGUACCAAGCCCAAUUACACUGGAAAACUGUUUUGGCAAAUUGAGCGUUUCACACAAACUCUCACGGAGUUGGGGAAGUGUGUGUGAGGCUGUAGUGUCCCA